Penicillium antarcticum is the source of this 921-nucleotide messenger RNA. Its product is annotated as short-chain dehydrogenase/reductase-like protein SDR. The transcript is spliced from 3 exons. Bases 1 to 921 code for a protein of 306 amino acids. NCBI's taxonomy places the organism in Eukaryota, Fungi, Ascomycota, Eurotiomycetes, Eurotiales, Aspergillaceae. The record is from RefSeq and is a predicted model, not a curated record.
AUGAACCCCGUCAACACUGAGCCAUACAAACUCCCGGGUGAUGCCACAUGGCUAGGUAAUGCCGCCCUCAAACACAUCACUGGAUGUUCAUCCGGCAUCGGUCGAGCAAUUGCAUCGUUGAUAGCAAGCAAACCAAACCAGCGCAUCAUCGCAACAGCCCGCAAUCCAGCGGACCUAUCCUACCUCCCAGAGGACAACGCCAAUAUCCUCAAGCUCGCCCUUGAUGUGACCUCCGUCAAUUCCGUAAACGCCGCUUUUGCAGCAGCAGCAAAGCAUUUUGGUGAAUCAUUCCAUCUAGAUGUCGUGGUGAACAACGCCGGUUACUCCCUCUCGGGCGAUACCGAGGGUGCAACUGAAGAAGAAAUGCACCAGGAGAUGGAGACAUCGUUCUUCGGUACCGUGCGCGUAACUACACGCAGUAUCGAGGUUAUGCGACAAGCCAAAGAUCGCCACGGUGGUUUGAUCUUCCAGAUCUCCUCGCUGGCUGGGUUGUGCGCGUUCCCUGGUCAUGCCUUUUACCAUGCUAGUAAGUUUGCCGUGGAGGGAUUUUCGGAAUCCGUGGCGAGGGAGAUGCAUCCAGAUUGGAAUAUCAACUUCUGUAUCGUCGAGCCAAGUGGUGUGAAAACCAGCUUUGAAGGUCAUAGCAAAGCAAUCAUCAAGCCUCAUCCUGCCUAUGCGGGUGCUGAUAUGCCGGCAAGAAAACUGGAGGGGUACGUGCGCCAGGGAUUGAAGCUUGGUAUGGGUAUGGAGCCUUCUGCUAUUGCUGAAACCCUGUUCAAGAUCGCUAGUCGGGAAGAGCGUAUCCCUCUACGUUUGCCUUUGGGAGCGGUAUCUUGGAAAAUGUCCAAGUCAAAGUUCCAGACACUGUUGGAGGAGUUUGAUGCCGUGAAGGAUGUUAGUGCUAUGGGUGAACCGCUUUGA